AUGUCUUACGAAGGUGAAGAAGAACUUUUGGACUAUUCCGAUUCCGAAGAAAUCGCCGUGCAGCCAACCGUCGUUGAUGCCACCGCCACCGAAGAGUCCAAGGACGAAGCCAACAAGAAGGGUUCGUACGUUGGUAUCCACGCCACCGGUUUCAGAGACUUCUUGUUGAAGGCCGAAUUGGUCAGAGCCAUCGGUGACUGUGGUUUCGAACAUCCAUCUGAAGUCCAGCAAAUGACCAUUCCCCAGUCCAUCUUGGGUACCGACGUCUUGUGUCAAGCCAAGUCGGGUUUGGGUAAGACCGCCGUUUUCGUGUUGUCCACCUUGCAGCAAUUGGAGCCGGUUCCGGGCGAGGUUGCUGUUUUGGUCAUCUGCCACACCAGAGAGUUGGCCUACCAGAUCAGAAAUGAGUACGCUAGAUUCUCCAAGUACAUGCCAGACGUCAAGACCGACGUGUUCUACGGUGGUUCUCCAAUCGCCAAGGAUAUUGAAAAGUUGUCCAACAAAGACACCUGCCCACACAUUGUGGUAGCCACCCCAGGUAGAUUGCACGCUUUGGUCCGUGACAACCACUUGAGAUUGAACAACAUCAAGUCGUUCGUGAUCGAUGAGUGUGACAAGGUCUUGGAAGCCGUGGACAUGAGAAGAGAUGUGCAGGACAUCUUCAGAAAGACCCCGCACCAAAAGCAGGUCAUGAUGUUCUCCGCCACUUUGUCUUCCGAGAUCAGACCGAUCUGUAAGAAGUUUAUGCAGAACCCAUUGGAGAUCUAUGUCGACGACGAGGCCAAGUUGACCUUGCACGGUUUGCAGCAGUACUACAUCAAGUUGUCUGAGAGAGAAAAGAACAGAAAGUUGUCCGACUUGUUGGACUCCCUUGAGUUCAACCAGGUCAUCAUCUUCGUCAAGUCCACCUCCAGAGCCAACGAGUUGAACAAGUUGUUGUGUGCCUGCAACUUCCCGUCCAUCGCCGUCCACUCCGGGUUGCCACAGGAGGAGAGAAUUGAAAGAUACAAGUUGUUUAAGGAGUUCAACAAGAGAAUCUGUGUUUCUACCGACGUGUUCGGCAGAGGUAUUGAUAUUGAGAGAAUCAACUUGGCCAUCAACUACGACAUGCCAAGCGAGGCGGACCAGUACUUGCACAGAGUCGGUAGAGCUGGUAGAUUUGGUACUAAGGGUUUGUCUAUCUCUUUCAUCUCCAACGAGCAGGAUGAGGAAAUCUUGGCUAAGAUCCAAGAGAGAUUCGACGUCAAGAUCGCCGACUUCCCAGAGGAAGGGGUCGACCCAUCCACCUACAUGAACACCUAA
Messenger RNA from Babjeviella inositovora NRRL Y-12698, 1302 nucleotides. RefSeq names its product ATP-dependent RNA helicase (gene SUB2). The record is from RefSeq and is a predicted model, not a curated record. Gene Ontology annotation, biological process: mRNA splicing, via spliceosome; mRNA export from nucleus. Gene Ontology annotation, molecular function: RNA helicase activity; ATP binding; RNA binding. NCBI's taxonomy places the organism in Eukaryota, Fungi, Ascomycota, Pichiomycetes, Serinales. The coding region runs from base 1 to 1302 and encodes 433 amino acids. The transcript has 2 exons.